Xyrauchen texanus (razorback sucker) is the source of this 5476-nucleotide messenger RNA. RefSeq names its product multiple epidermal growth factor-like domains protein 6. The transcript is spliced from 33 exons. Gene Ontology annotation, molecular function: protein binding; calcium ion binding; scavenger receptor activity. The coding region runs from base 76 to 4272 and encodes 1398 amino acids. Lineage: Eukaryota; Metazoa; Chordata; Actinopteri; Cypriniformes; Catostomidae. The record is from RefSeq and is a predicted model, not a curated record.
CCAGCGGGACCGGGACAUUGUUAACGUCUCCCUGCGUCAGUUUACCACCAGCCCCGAGGAGUGUCGUUUUAAACGAUGUGCUGCUCCGUGGCACUUUUGCUCUGCUGUGUGAUCGUCUAUCUGCACGGCGCAUCAUCGUCAGUGGACCUGCAGCCGGACAUGCUAAAUGUGUGUGAAGAGCAGGAGAUGUCUAUGCUGGGUGUGAAGCAGCCGUGCGUUCAGGCGUUCACACGAAUGGUGAAGGUGUGGCGGCAGGGCUGUUCCUCUCAGCGCUGGUGUAUGGGGUACGAGAGGAGGACAGGGUAUUAUACUGUAUAUAGGCAGGUCUAUAAUAUGGAUAUGCAGACUGUCUACAGAUGCUGCCCAGGAUGGAUGCAGAGAGGAGAAGAGAGAGGCUGUUGGCAUAGAGUGUGUAAUUCUGUUACCUGUUUUAAUGGUGGCAAGUGUUCAGAGACUGGUGACCAGGUAUGCCAGUGUCCAGAUGGGUUUGAGGGAACACGCUGCCAAUACGAUAUAAAUGAGUGUGCACACAGCAAUGGAGGGUGUGAAGGCACAUGCUGUAACACCAUUGGCAGUUAUAACUGCAAGUGUCCUGAUGGCAGUAAACUAGGAGCUGAUGGGAAAUCUUGCCAAGAUAUAGAUGAGUGUAAGGAGCUGAAUGGUGGUUGUCAGCAGACAUGUGUUAACAAAAUUGGUUCGUUCCACUGUGAGUGUAGCGAGGGAUUCCGCAUGCAUGCUGAUGCUCGCACAUGCAUAGCUGUGAACUCCUGUGCUGUAAAGAACGGAGGUUGUGAGCACAGGUGUGUUGACUUGGGGAACGAACAGUACAAGUGUGAAUGUCGCCGUGAAUACCAACUCAAGAGAGACGGCAAACACUGCAAAUUAAAAGACCCCUGUAAAGAGCAUAAUGGAGGAUGUCUUCAUAUCUGUAGCAGUGUGAAUGGACUGGUUCAGUGCAGCUGUAGAUCAGGAUACAGACUGGCUACUGACCGCAAGAGAUGUGAAGACAUUGAUGAGUGUGUGUCCGGUCAGGCUAAAUGUGCUCACGGCUGUGUUAACAUGCUGGGAUUGUUUAGAUGUGUGUGUAAUCCCGGAUUUGAGCUCGGUGCAGAUGGGAAACAGUGCUACCGUAUAGAGAUGGAGAUUGUGAACGGCUGUGAGAAAAACAAUGGCGGCUGCUCUCAUCACUGUGAACACACCACCACCAGCACCUUGUGCUCCUGUAACCAAGGUUACCAGCUCGCUGAGGACCUUAUGACAUGCAUAGACACUGAUGAAUGUGGCAGUGGGGAAGCAUGCUGUAGUCACUACUGUGAGAAUUAUCCAGGUGGUUAUGAGUGCAGCUGUAGACCUGGAUACACACUCAGUCCUAGCGGCUGCACAUGUGAUGACAUUGAUGAGUGUGUUUCAGAGACAUCAGGCUGUGCCCAGUACUGUGUGAACACUCUGGGAUCUUUUGAAUGUUUUUGUCAGGUGGGCUUCAGACUGGACUAUGACCAAAGAUCAUGCUUACCUCUGUAUGAGAGUGAUUUGGAGGAGGAGGGAGAGGAAGGUGUGAGGGGCGGUGAAGAUGAGGCAGAGGUGCUGCGUAUGCCAGACUUAUUGUUCCGUCGCGCCCCUCAGUUGCUACAUUAUACCGCAAGUUUAAGCAGACCGUACGAUGACGACACACAGACUUACUACUCAGGACACACACACACCCAACAGCAGAGAGAGGAGCUGACCGUCAUCAGCAAGAUUAUGUGUGCAGAGGGUUCGUUCGGCGAUGACUGCAGUCUGAGCUGUGAGGACUGUGUUAACGGUGGUGUGUGUGCGAUAGAGAAAGAUCGUUGUGAGUGUACACCUGGUUGGACUGGGGUCCUCUGCAAUGAGACAUGUGCUGAGGGGACAUAUGGCAUACAGUGUAAUAGUCUGUGUGUAUGUCAAAAUGGGGGUCGCUGUGAAUCAGUGACCGGGAAGUGUGUGUGUCCUCCAGGGGUCCACGGUCUGCAUUGUGAAAACGGUUGUCCUCAGGGUUUUUAUGGAAGGUUCUGUCGGAGGAGGUGUACCUGCCCCAAUAACGGACGCUGUCAUCGUCUGUAUGGGGGGUGUCUGUGUGCCCCUGGCCUCUAUGGCAGAUUCUGCCAUCUAUCGUGUCCGAAGUGGACUCACGGAGUGGGUUGCUCAGAGGAAUGCGAGUGCUUGCAGGAAAACUCUCUCUCUUGCAAUCCCCAAAAAGGCACCUGCAAUUGUAAACUUGGUUACCAUGGUGACCGCUGCCAGACAGAAUGUGAGCAUGGUUUGUAUGGUGAUGGCUGCCAUAAACGAUGUAACUGCUCUGAGGAUGAGCCAUGUGACCCUAAAACUGGAGAGUGCCAGAAGAGAUGCCCAGCCGGAUACCACGGAGAAAAAUGCCAACUGGAGUGUGGACCUGGCCAUUAUGAUGUGAACUGUGAGAGGACAUGUGACUGUGGGGGAGAGACAUGUGACCCAAAGACUGGAGCAUGCAGCUGUCCUUCAGGAAGAACAGGCCCAGCAUGUAAAAGAGUUUGUGAGGCAGGUUUUUGGGGUGCAAGCUGUGCCAAUGUGUGCCAGUGUUCAAGUGAUGCAGUAACCUGUGAGGCCAGCAGUGGGCGCUGUGUGUGUAAGCCUGGUUUCACUGGAAAACGAUGUGAACAGAAGUGUCCCGAGGCCCGGUACGGGGCAGAAUGUAAGCAAGUGUGUGAGUGUGAAAAUGGAGCUGAAUGUGACCACGUCAGUGGAGCCUGUACCUGUACCCCCAGCUGGGUGGGAAGGCACUGUGAAAAGAGAUGUCCUGUUGGGUUUUACGGGCAGGACUGUGCGCAGAUGUGCCAGUGCAGGAACGGAGCCCAGUGCCACCACAUCACAGGCGCCUGCCGCUGCACCCCCGGCUGGGCACCGCCGCAAUGCAUCCUGGCCUGUCCAGUUGGUACAUUUGGUCAGAACUGCAGUCAGUCAUGUGACUGCCACAACAGAGGGUCAUGUGACCCAGUCAGCGGCCAGUGCAGAUGUUCACCUGGAUGGACUGGAACCAACUGCCAACAGACUUGCACACCUGGCUGGUACGGUACAAACUGUGAGCAGAGGUGCAUCUGUCCAGUGGGCGUCGCCUGUGAUCAUGUGACUGGCAGAUGUGGAUGCCCUGCGGGGUACACUGGGGACAGCUGUGAGAUGAUGUGUCUUCAGGGCAGAUUUGGUUUGAACUGUUCUCAAGUGUGUACAUGUUCUGGAGAUCGACAGAGCUGUCACCAUGUCACUGGGAAAUGCACAUGUCUACCUGGUUACUAUGGCAACCACUGUCACCUUAGAUGUCAAGAGGGCACCUAUGGACCCUACUGUAAAAAGCGGUGCAAAUGUGCCAAUGGAGGGCAAUGCAACUUCAGGACUGGCUCUUGCCUCUGUCAGCCUGGAUACUUGGGACCCAACUGCAGCACCAGUUGUCCCGUUGGGCGGUACGGAAAAGACUGUUCUCAGGUGUGUUCAUGUGGGGAAGGAGGACAGUGCCAACCCGCGACUGGGAGGUGUAACUGCGCUCCUGGUAGAAUGGGACAGUCCUGCGAACAAGUGUGCCCAAGGGGGCACUAUGGAGUGCAAUGUCGAAGUUCAUGUACAUGUGCGAACAGAGGUGUGUGCAACCCUGCAGAUGGGACAUGUAGAUGUGGUUUGGGCUGGACUGGGCAACACUGUGAAAAAGAGUGUAUCACAGGUCACUAUGGAGCAAACUGCGAGCAGAAGUGUGUGUGUUUGAAUAGCGGAACAUGUAAUCGCUUUACGGGAUACUGCUCUUGCCCGAGAGGGUACUACGGCCCCGCCUGCCAACACCAAUGUCCUGCUGGCUUUUUCGGCGAACUCUGCGCACAAUCAUGCAACUGUAGUCACAGGCACCUGUGUAAUCACGUGACGGGACAGUGCGUGUGUCCUCCAGGCUACCACGGUGACCAGUGUGAAAAAAGUUGUGAUGCUGGGCAUUAUGGGUGUGGUUGUACUGAACUCUGUGAGUGUGAUGGGGCUCCCUGUGAUUCAACCACUGGACAGUGUCUCUGCCCAUCCGGAAAGUCUGGGGAACACUGUGAAAAAGUGUGUGAAAGUGGGUCAUAUGGUCCAGGUUGUUCUUUCUCAUGUCAGUGUGCACAUGGAGGUCAGUGUGACCAGCGCACAGGACACUGUUCCUGUCCUCUCACCUGGCUGGGACCCACUUGUGAAGAAGGUGCUUCAGUAGACCAUGUGAUCUCUCGCGUGCAGAAGAGGCGACGACGUGUUUCACACUCCUAGUCCUACUACAAACACACACACACUGCACUAACAUCCCACUAGAAGGCGAGUGGCAUGGGUGAACGUGGAUGCGAGUGUGUAUAUGGAUUGUUAUUAUGGGUUUUCCCCCCGACAAGCAAGCCACAGUAUAAUUAGUAUGAGGAAGCAAUGCGACAGACACACAAGCUUCUCUUCAAAAAACACAUAAGACCACUGACAGUCUGUCAUUGAAAAUGUGUAUUUUUUUGUCAUUCUGGGCAAUCAUUCAGUCUGUGUGUGUAUUCGUUUGUAAUCAUGUCUGCGGGUAUGAACGUGUGUCUUUAAUGCGGUCAUCAAACACACAGUAUGAAGACAAGUUCGACAUGAUAUUAGUGUCAUGAGGUUUGUGUGUGUGUGUGUGUGUGUGUGUGUGUGUAUGGUUGUGAGUACACUCUCAAUUCCUUGCAAAGCUAACAUCCCACAUCAGUCAAACCAAACCAUGCGAUCGGCCGAAUGCCCACCGAGCCACAAAGCCUGACCAAACUUCUCUAUUAUAGGAUCAGAGUGAAGCCUCAACCGCUCAUUUAUAUAGUACAUACCACAAAUACGCUACUAAAGUGCUACUCAAGUGGCCUCCCAUUUGAAUACUACAACACUCAUUCAGCUUUCUGCUUUCCAUACAUAUACAUAGUCUAAAAUUGACCUAGUAAACAUACACCAACACUAAAUUUAAAACAAUAUAAAGUUUUCUUUAUUGGUACUUGCCUGUUUUUAGGCCAUAAGCAGUAGCAUUUGUGAUAUAGGUAUUUUAUUUAUAUGUGUCUGAUUGACUCGUGUGUGUAAUAUAUUUUCUGUGAUGCGAUUCCUGUGAUAGCAUAUCCAACAGACCGUAAUAACAUGUAAAUAUUCAGGAUUGUCACCCAUCAACGUGCCAUCUGAUAUACAUUUUUAAAACCAAGCUUUCAUGCAGGAUUUAGACAGAAUCAGAUGCUUGUAAAUGGAAUGAACAAGUCCUACCAAAGACAGACUUGCCACAUCUUACAUGGCAAACAAUCAUAAUCCAUACAAAUGACAGUGCUUAGCAUUCGAUCAACAGUCCUUUACUGAAAAAGUGCUGUUAAAAGGUGUUUUUAUUCCUUUGUCUUAAGUUUAUUUCUCUCAGGAUGUUAUCAAACUGAUGUACUAUCUGGCUGUACAGUGAAAAUACCUAUUGAUGCUAAACAUUUUUAUUAAACAUGUUUAUACA